AUGCCCCCCAAAGCCGCAGCACAGGACGACGCGUCCAAGACCCACUCGACGCGACCGGCCCAGGAAGACGCCGCCAAAGUCACCAAGCCCGGCGGCAAAGGCUCCGGAAAGCGUGGCCGUCCCAAGAUGGACCCGGCUCUGCGCAAGACUCAGGUCUACGUGCCCACCGGCCGCCCUCGCGGCCGCCCGCCCAAGGACCCGUCACAGAAGAAGACCGCCACUCCCAAGGCGCCCUCCACCCCCGGCGCCGGUCGCGGCCGUGGCCGCCCUGUCGGCUCGACCAAGAAGGCGGCUACCAGCACCGCUGCCGCAGUGGCCAGUGUAGCGGCUGCUGUCUCUGCCGCCAAGACCCCCGGCAAGCGUGGCCGCAAAAGCAAAGCCGCGCUGGAGGCCGAGCGGCUUGAGAAGGAGGCUGCCGACGAGAACGGUAGCGACGACGAUGACGACGACGACGAAGACGAUAGCGAGGCCAAGGCCAACGGUGCGGACGACGACGAGGACAGCGGUGAGUCAUGA
Sporothrix schenckii 1099-18 is the source of this 516-nucleotide messenger RNA. RefSeq lists its product as uncharacterized. The record is from RefSeq and is a predicted model, not a curated record. The coding region runs from base 1 to 516 and encodes 171 amino acids. NCBI's taxonomy places the organism in Eukaryota, Fungi, Ascomycota, Sordariomycetes, Ophiostomatales, Ophiostomataceae. Gene Ontology annotation, molecular function: DNA binding. The transcript has a single exon.